Hevea brasiliensis (rubber tree) is the source of this 1728-nucleotide messenger RNA. Its product is annotated as cytochrome P450 CYP82J17. Gene Ontology annotation, molecular function: heme binding; iron ion binding; monooxygenase activity. Lineage: Eukaryota; Viridiplantae; Streptophyta; Magnoliopsida; Malpighiales; Euphorbiaceae. The record is from RefSeq and is a predicted model, not a curated record. The transcript has 2 exons. Gene Ontology annotation, biological process: defense response to other organism. Bases 37 to 1590 code for a protein of 517 amino acids.
UAUGUAGGUAUUCUUGUAUUUCUCUUCAUACCCAUCAUGGAUUUCUCUUCAAAUCUCGUUGCAAUUAUAGGGGUUGUAGCUCUAGUGCUGCUAUGUAAUCUAUGGAGGGGAAGAAAUUCCAAGAAAAUGAAGGGCAAGUUAGUCCCGGAAGCACCAGGUGGCUUGCCAAUUAUCGGCCACCUCCAUCAGCUUGGCGGCAAGAAAUCACUUGCUAGAACCUUGGGCGAGAUGGCUGAUAAAUAUGGCUCCAUCUUUGCCCUGAGGCUUGGAGUUCACCGCACAGUCAUAAUUACCGAUCAAAAUGCGAUGAAGGAUUGUUUCACCACCAAUGACAAGCUUUUCUCCUCUCGCCCACAUUCAAGUCAAGCUAAGUACGUCGGUUACGACUACGCUUCCUUUGGUUUCGCCCCUUACGGUACCUAUUGGCGCAACAUGCGUAAGUUGGCUACCAUUGAGCUCCUCUCCAACCACAGGACUAAGAUACUGAAUUAUGUGCAGAUAUCAGAGGUGAAUCACUUGGUCAAAGAUUUAUACUUGCAUUGCAAGAGCAACAAGAAUGCUAAGAUCAACAUGAGUGAACGGAUCGAACAUUUGAUCUUGAAUAUGAUUACGAGAAUGGUUGCAGGGAAGAGGUACUUCGAUGGCAAUAAAGAAGCGAGGGACGAGAAGGGACGUCCAAUUGGGGAAAUUGUCAGGGAGUUCAUGUUCGUAACAGGGGCUCUUGUUCCUGGAGAUCUAAUUCCACUCCUGGGAUGGUUAGAUAUUAAAGGAAUUGUGAAAACCAUGAAGCGUGUGACCAGUGAAGUUGAUGUAAUCAUUGACAGUUGGAUUGAAGAACACAAGAUGAAGAAGACAGAUAAUGAUUCCAAAAAGGACUUCAUCGAUGUUAUGCUUUCAGUUGUCGAGGACGAUGCCUCAAUGGGCCUUAAGCGUGAAACCAUUAUCAAGGCUACAACAACGGCCAUUAUCCUUGCAGGAUCUGAUACUACAGCAAUCACUACGAUAUGGGCCUUGUCAAGCUUGGUGAACAAUAGGCGUGCGUUGAAGCGUGCCCAAGAAGAGAUUGACCAGAAAGUUGGGAGGGAUCGAUGUGUACAAGUCUCUGACGUUGAGAAAUUGGAGUACCUGACGGCUAUCAUCAAAGAAACCUUGCGCUUAUACCCUCCAGGUCCACUGGGAGUUCCACGCGAGGCAGCUGAAGAUUGUUUCAUAUCAGGAUACUUUAUCCCAAAAGGAACUCGUUUGUUUACACAUUUGUGGAAGUUACAUAGAGACCCAAAUGUGUGGUCGGAUCCUGAGGAAUUCAUUCCAGAAAGAUUUCUCACAAUCAAUGCAAAUUUGGAUGUUACCGGUCAGAAUUUCGAGUAUUUACCUUUUAGCGCAGGAAGACGAUCUUGUCCUGGAUUGAACUUGGCAAUGCAGGUGCUGCACUUGAGUCUUGCGAGGUUGAUUCAGGCGUUCGAUUUGAAAACUCCAUCAAAUGAGCCAGUGGACAUGACUGAGGCGCAAGGAAUUGUGAUGCCAAGGGAAACUCCCCUUGAAAUUGUUGCCGUCCCACGCCUUGCUCCUGAAUUUUAUGAGCGAGAGUAGAUUGCAUUAAUAUUGGUUUUGGUGAAAUAAAGAGAGAAUAUGUCUUUAUUUAAUAUAGAAUGAACCAUUAUCUUCUUGUAACUUGUAGCAAUCAUGCAUAAUGUUAACCUUUAGAAUAAAUAUCUAAUGUUUAUUUCA